Messenger RNA from Cyclocybe aegerita, 1323 nucleotides. The record is from the annotation of a GenBank genome assembly. NCBI's taxonomy places the organism in Eukaryota, Fungi, Basidiomycota, Agaricomycetes, Agaricales, Hemipholiotaceae.
AUGUCAAUAACCCAAAAGCUUGCACAAUUAAACAGGCCGGACCUGAAAGAAAGGAUGGCUGGUCGCCGCCGCCUACCCCGUCCUGACGCGCCGGCCACGCCCUCAACGCCUAUCGCGCAACCACCACUCAUCCUUACGUAUUCUCAAUUCCUUGGGCGGUUUGACGCCGAUCCACCGUCGCAAAACGGCUCACACCACCCGUCUUUUGGCACAGCAGCCUUUGACUUCGCCUUCGACCCGUACGACUCCGGGCCCAGUCGCGUGCACUCCAGCGCACACCCCGCAGCGCGAGAGCGCGAGUUCGUCAUCGAAAGCGGAUGGAUUAAGGACGUGUUCGGGCGCGACCAAUACGUUGGGCACGGCAAGAUCGAGGAGGUUGAAGAUGACAAUGACGCCAGAGUGGCGGCGAGCGUUAACCUCAGUGAGGACCAAGAAGAUAAUUUCGAGACUCCACGAGGAAAGUCAACCGCCGUCCCAUCUUCUUUGCACGCUGGCGAUUAUGAUUUGAAUGGUUUUCGAGAAGAGGACAUUCCAUUAAAUUCAACACCCCCUCCUGGGCCACGGCCGAAGAAACUCCCCAGUCUCAAGGCAACGACCACCUCGGAAUAUCACAGUUGGAAGGCAACCUCAACAACUGCGCCCACUAUGGCUGCUCCUGGUCCUGCCAGCGUUUCAGGAGUCGGUCUCGACGAACCGACUGAAGUCGAAAUGGUCAGAGAAAAUCUAGAGCUGCUUAAUUCAUCCAAAGAGCAUGUCAAAUUCAUGGGCACAUUCUUUCUGUCCAAACUUGCCGAUCACCAGCUGAACCAACAUAUCGACCUUUGUUCGAAGAUGGAGGAAUCACUUGCAUCAUUACAUGAGACGUUGACACAACGCAUACGAAUUGGCGCUGAAGAGUGGAAUGUGCGGUCACCUUCGUGGCACCAGAAAUACUGCAAGCGGUUGGUUUCUCUCCGAACCACCCUACAACGACUAUCACGCAUGGCGCAAGUGAUAGAAAUCCACUCCCUUCGGCCUCGCCAAAGCAGCGCGAUUCUCACUAAAUUAGAGCAACACGAGGCAAAGUUGGCAGAUUUGGCAUCAAAAUAUAGUAUUGCCUUCGACAGGCUUAGACUACGACACCUUCACUUCCUGCUCAGCCAGUCUCAUAACGAGGCACGGCGGCAGAAGAAUGACCAAAAAUCACGACUCAUGUCCCGGGCGUCGUUCGAACGGCGGUGGAAAGAAGGCAAAACCCUACGCCAGACGCUUCGUAUCAACUUCCAGGACUUACGACAAGAGUUUUACAACAACCAACGAUCACGACGCCCUACAGCACCAUAA